Platichthys flesus (European flounder) is the source of this 4571-nucleotide messenger RNA. It is a transcript of the gene cntf, whose product is annotated as ciliary neurotrophic factor. The transcript has 3 exons. Bases 288 to 893 code for a protein of 201 amino acids. Lineage: Eukaryota; Metazoa; Chordata; Actinopteri; Pleuronectiformes; Pleuronectidae. Gene Ontology annotation, biological process: ciliary neurotrophic factor-mediated signaling pathway; negative regulation of neuron apoptotic process. Gene Ontology annotation, molecular function: ciliary neurotrophic factor receptor binding. The record is from RefSeq and is a predicted model, not a curated record.
AAGGGCGGAGAGUUGGCCGCCGAGUCUGUAACACAAGUCCCUGAACAAGGUCGGGCGAACCGGGAAACGAGCUUUACCUCAGCUCGGAUGACCGGAGCACCGAGUGGCUUCCAGCACCUUGGGGGGAGCGACAGGAAUGAGGGGCUGAAGUGACACGUGAUGACCGGGAACCUGCCGGUGGUGUCGGGAUGAGGAGCGCGUUCACUGGCGGACAUUAGAGGAAUCAGCCUGUUGCUCAGCUCCUGCAAGUGCGCGUGUGUCGUGGAGCGGAGGCAGCCGGAGGUCCGAUGGCAGAGAGGCGGACCAGGGGCACGAGCGGCUCGGAUCCCAGCAGGACCACGGCGGCCCGGGCCACGGCUAUAGCCGAGCAACUGCACCAUGAGUCCUGCAUACUACUGGAGCUUUAUAGAAAGAAGGAGAAGCUUACCGUGGGGGAGUUGGUGGCUGACCGUCGCCUGGUGUCUGUCCCUCCUCCCUCCUCGCAGCUGGACACCGGGGACACGCUCUGGCGCCUCCACUCUGCUCUGCUACAGUGCCGCAGCUUGCUGGAGAGAGCCAUCGCCAAAGAGGAACAGGAGCUGGGUGGCGGGAAGAAGGGAGACUACGAGACCAUGAGGAAAAUGGUGAAGGACAGACUCUCGCUUCUCCUGAUCAACACAGAGCUCCUCAGGGCUGUAGAUGGCGCGGCAGUCCUUACCCCCAAUUUGGACGAGCUUGAGUUAGAAAGUCCAAGCAGCCUGUUUGAGCUGAAGCUUUGGAUUUAUCGGAUCUUCAAGGAGGUGGAGCACUGGAGCAAGACAGCCAUCACCACCUUGCAGGGCCUGCCCUCUGUGAUGGACAAGGAGCGGGCGAGGGGCGCGCGGCUCAGGAGCAUGAGGAGCGCUCGGAGAUGAGAGGGAGACAUGAGGAGUGUGUGGGUGGGCAAAGUGGAGGAAUGAGAGAGAGAGAGAGAGAAAGAGAAAGAGGUUCGAAAUGGAGAGGUAAGGGGGUGAAGGAAUGGAAAGAUGAGUUGAGUUGGGGCCAAAGUGAAAAACUGGCUGAUAUGGAGAGAGAGUGAAAGGAUGAGAGAGCUUCAUCAGCUAAAAGAGACACAUACAGAUCUGGCACAGAGAGAUGUGUUGAGAGGGUUGAUUUCUCUUCUGUUUACAGGAUCUGAGCCAUUCAGAGCUAAUAAGAACAUCUGAUGGAAAAAGGGUAUUUUAAAUAUGACAGAUUCUAAUACACUUAUGUAUUUAUUAUUUCUUUCUAUUAGAUGAAAUCUAACGUGUGAAUUCAGAGUUAAGAAACUUUUUCUUUCUUUCUUUCACCACGAGGAAACUAAAGCUUUGCUUUCCUUCUGCUUGUGGUAGUUAUUCUGUACAUCUGAAGUUAUUGUUUAAGAUAUACUGUCAGGUUUCACACAUGCUGAUGAAAAUAAGAACAUUUGAAAAACUGUAGGUUUGAAUACUGUGGCUUUAAAUGACCCCAAAAUGAUUAUUACCAGGGGAUGUUCAGAAUAUGAGGGAAAAAUAUGUAACAGCACCCUCUAGUGUUUACAUAUUGCUAUUGCAUUAAAUGUAUUAUUUCCUUCCUUUCUUGAUUUUCCAGGACAAUUCCAAUUAUGUCAAAUGAUGCUGUGGUCUCAUAUGUUUAUGUUAUAUUGUUACACUUUUUGUUUAAAAUAUGUUUUAUGAGCCAAAGAAAGUUAUGUCAACAGAGUAAACUCUGGAGUCCUCGCUCAUAUUCAUAAAACAAAAAGAACUAUAAAAGUGAUUAUUCUGAACAUUCAUAAAUUAUAAAGCCGGUGAUAUCUGUGUACACUGUCAUGGUUAAAUGGUUUCACUUGAAAAGGAUAAAUACUUAAAUAAAUAUAAACUAAAAUAGAUCUAAGUAGAGCAUAUAGCACUGCCAAGGUCCCAUUAGAUCCAAUCAAGCUGCACCAAAUUACACACAAUCAUAGACAUCAGUCCCAUGAACGUGCCUGAUGAUUUUUAUUAAGAUCCAUGAAUUAUUCUCCAGGACUCGAGUGAAAAUAUCCAAAUGUAUCUGACAUUGUUAAAGAAAAUGAUACAAACAAGUGGAUCUGUACUAAAUUUGAAUGACUGUCCAUGACGUGGACAGUCAUCUGUCCACUGAGCAGCUGCAACCUGCACUGAUCUACUCCUCAUAAACUGUAAAAUAGCUGACAAGUUCAGUCUUGGAUCGACACAUGCCACGCUGUUCUUUAUUCGGCUGCGGUACUAAUUCAAUUAGCGUCAGCCAUAGACUCGCUUCGUCUUUAAUAAUGCAUGAAGCUUCGGGGCAAGUUAAAGGAAGAAGAUACUGUGAAUUGGCUUGAAUCGGGGGAGAGCGUGGCCUAGGGGAUAGACAGGGUGUUCUGCAACAAGAGGGUUGCUGGUUCGAAUCCCACUCUUUCCCAUCUGCAUGCCUAAGUUUCUUUGGCAAGAUACUGAACCCCUAAAUGGCCCCUCAUAAAUGUUGAGUGUACUAAAAAUGUAAGGCGCUUUGGACAAAAGCGUCAGCUAAAUGACAUGUAAUGUAAUCCUUUGUAGAAUAGUCUGGUCUAGCUAACCAAAGAGAUCCUUGACCACGUUUACUAAGUCUUAUGCAGUAUUUUCAUUUCCUGUAUAAGGGGACCAUGUAACAUUGAAACGUUUCUUUAGGUCAAGGGCUGCAGGUUGCAUUGAGUUCAUGUUUGCAUUGUUGCACGCUGUGGGUUGACAAACUGGUAGUAGCUGCACUGGGAGUUUAAACAAAAGCCUGUGUGGUGCUCGAGCGAUACAGGAAACUGGAUGUUGUUACUGGAAGGAAACGUGAAUUAAUUUGGUCAUUUGAUCUGAGUCACCAUCAUUAAUUCCCAGAUUCAAUUUGACCCCUGAGAAAACAAGAGCUACUGCACAUGGGAAAAACAUAUUCACUGAAUGAAGAGUGAAUAUACAUCAUAAAGUACAAAAACAACAGAAAUAUAAAAUAAUGGGAGUGCAGUGCGUUUUAAUACGAUAGACUGUAAAUGUAUUACACGUAUUGCAUUUGCUGUUCCGUUAGGGAUUUUGAGGGGAUGUAUUAUGUUUUUUUCUAAAUCUACUCUGAUGAUGAACUAUCUGCUGGACUACACAGAGCAAAAGUCUUCUUUAUUUUAUUUAAAAAGGAUUUUCCGGCUCUGCUCUGUUGUGAGUUGCUUGAUUUGCUGGCCUGGUUGGCGCCGGAUCAAGAAAAGUCAACGACAAGAGAACUUAAGCCCAAGUUUGAAUAUCCUGUCAAUGGGUUCAAAGGCUUAGCAAAGACAUUACUCAUUACUGUAUGUGACAGUAUGUGACAGCAUUUUACUGUGGAAUGUCAUUGUGGUGGUGUGAUUUUUUUUUUUCUCUCUCUCUCAGUUGGUCAAUUCAUUGGUCUCAUUGAAAUGAGGGCGUCUGUGUGUGUUUGAUUCUGUGCUUUUGUUGGUCUGAAUGCAGGAGCCUGAACCUGAGCUUUAUAGGGAAACAGCUUCAUGUCACAGCUCUACAGCUGUUUUCAGACAUGAACUCUGGAAAAUGUCCUGGAAAAUGGGGUCUGGACUUUCUCCAGGAUUUGUUUUUCACGUGUGAUGAGCACAGGAGGAGAUUGUCAACAGACAGUUCUCAACAACAGGAAAAUGUCAGAAACAUCCAGGCGACUGAGUAGAGCAUGUAGGAGCAUUACAGAUCAUAUCAGCUGUGCGAAUCUGUCCAAGUUGACAACUUUGUAGACAUCUUCCCUGUGAUUGGCACCUGUUUUUUGUUUGUUUGUUUUUGGAGAUAUUAGUUGUUUUAUUGUUUUUGAUUGUUAUUUUCUCAUCUUUGUGUUGGUCAUCGACACACCCACUCGCUCGCUGUCUUCUUACAUUAACCCAUUCGGAGAUUAUCCGGACAUUUUACGAGGGUGCUGACCGAAACAGGAACAGGAAAUGACAGUUGACUAGGACAUUUCUUUGUCACUCUUCAGGAAAAUCUCUAGGGUUAAGUUCUUGUCUGAAAAUGGCUAGAGACUCAUUUUAGCCUGUCAAUCUCCCACAGACCAUGGCUCCAGUCUAAAUGGUUAUUUUUAUGUACUAUUGAUUGAUUGUAUUACUAUUUGUUCACUUUUACUACGUGUCUUCCCAAAUGUAUUUUGUUACGCCACCAAGUGCCCUCUCUUGUGACCUCUGGUUUAGCGAGAGCUAGCUGGAGACAAAUGGCUGCCAGCACAAAGAGAGGAUUAGGUUACCAUCACAUCUGUCUAUAAGCAGCAAUCAUACGGCAGGAAGCAGCCACACUCAUUAGGUUUGUCAGCUUUAUCAUAAAGAAUGGGUGGUGAACCUUCUUCAUCCCUGAUGGUAGCGAAGUGGACUAAUUGAUUUAUGUAUGACUUGUUUCAGUGUCAUCGACAUCAUUCUUUGUAUGGUCAAGCGACAAUAAACCCUGUCUUGCAAAUGUGGCUUUAUCUGUGCAAUGACUCUCACUGGCCCUCGAUAAAGUGUUCACCCUAGAGGGAGCAGACAUCGAAGCUAGAUUUAAUUUAAUCUUUGGCCUGACAAAUUCAUUUUGCAUUUCUUUUGUCACUGUAGUCUAAAAAGUCUCUUUUGGACGACAGUG